GGAUGCGUAGUAGCGUGUAUAAUAUUACAUUUUCCUCUUAUUUUCCAAGUCUGCUUCGUGCAGACUGCACCUGUACAAUAGUCGUAAUAUAAUUUUCCGUCUCUACUAGUAGUGGACUCUACUCUUCAGUGGCCUUCUACUUCUAUCGUUAUGGAACGAUAGUUAGAUCAGCUACAGCUUAUACCUUUAUCGAUAUCGAGGAAUCCAGCAGAAGUGUCUUAUCACAGGCACCGGUCCAAAAUAUCAAUCAGCAAGUGUUGGGAACGUUCGUCCCUUCGUUGAUUGUAGUACAGUAACAGUAUAGCAUAACAAUACGAAAAAUAAAAAGCUACCCAACCCCAAUUCAAGGAAGUACAACCGUUCUUCGUCUAAGUGGUGGCCAAGAGCGCCUCCUGGGUGGGCCAUCGUUUCCGGUCGCCGGGCAAAGCGAUGGCCCAGGGGUCCUUGGCCAUCACUUCGCGGACGGGCGGCGCAAAAGUGACGGCCGCGAGCCCCUUGACCAUCAUUUUUGGCCAUCACUUUGCCGGUCGGGUCCAGCAAAAGUAAUAGGCAGGCGCUCCUCCUGGGCCACCAUUUUCCGGCCCGCCGGGCCAAAGCGAUGGCCAAAAGCCUCCCCUGGGCCAUCACUUCCCGAUCGGGCAAAUGUGAUGGCUGGCCAAGAGUUCCAUGGCCAUCAAUUUUCGCUCGCUCAGGCAAAAUUGGUGGCCAAGAAGAGCUCCUUGGAUGGGCGCCGCUUUUGGACAUCACUCUCCGGUCGGGCAAAAGUAACGGCAGGGAGCCCCUUGGCCAUCAAUUUCCCUUCGGGCAACCAAAAGUGACGGCGCGGCCAGGAGCCCCUUGGCCGCCACUUUUCUUUCGGGCAAAAGUGAGGGCUGCGAGCUCCUUGGUUGCUUGGCCAUCACCUUCCGGCCGGGCAAGAGUGAGGGCCAGGAGCCCCCUGGCCAUCGCUUUCCGGUCGAGCAAACGUUACUUCCUGUCCCCCCCGGCAAAAAUGGCGGCCAGGAGUUCCUUGGCCAUCCAUGACCUUCCGCCCGGGCGAGCAAGGUGAUGGCCACCCAACAGCAGCUCCUCGGCCACUACUUUUGGCGGCCAUCGCUUUGCUUCCGGUCGGGCAAAAGUGAGGGGCGAAAGCUCCUUGGCCAUCACUUUCCGAUCGGGCAAAAGUGGUGGCCGAGAGCUGCUUGGCCAUCACUUUUGGCCAUCGCUUUUCGCCCGGGCAAAAGUGAUGGACAAGAGCUCCCCGGCCAUCAUUUUCCGGCCGAGCAAAAGUUGUGGCCAAGAACUUCGCAGCGAUCACGUUUGGCCACCACUUUCCGGGCGGGCAAAAGCGAUGGUCAGAAGCUCCUAGCCCAGCCGGGCGGGGCAAAAGUGACGGCGAAGGGCUCCUUGGCCAUCACCUCCGGUCGAGCAAAGUUGAAACUAACUUUUGGCCAUCACUUUCCGGCCGCCCGGGCAAAAGUGGUGGCCAAGAGCUUGGCCCCCACUUUCCGGUGGGCCCGCCGAGCAAAACAAAGUGGAGGCCAAGAGCACUUUCGGGACGGACAAAAGUGAUGGCCCGGGGCUCCUUGGCAAUAACUUUUGGCCAUCGCUUUCCGGCCGGGGCGGGCAAAAAUGGUGGCCAAGAACUCCGCGGCGAUCAUUUUUUGCCACCAGUUUCCGGGCGGCCAAAAGUGAUGGCCAAAAGCUCCGUACCUUGCCCGGCCGGGCUGGGCUGGCAAAAGUGACGGGCGGCGACGGGCUCCUUGGCCACCACCUCCGGUCGGGCAAAAGUGAAACUUUUGGCCAUCACUUUCCGGCCGGGCAAAAGUGGUGGCCAGGAGUCGGGCGAAAAUGAUGGCCAGGAGCUGCUGGGGCAUGCAUCGCUUUCCGUUCGGGCAAAAGUGGCCACUUUUCGCUCGGGCCAAAGUAAUGGCCAAGACCUCCCUGGCCUCCGAUCACUUUUGGCUGGCAAUCGCUUUCCUGUCGGGCAAAAGGGAUGGCCAAGAGCUCCCUGGCCACCCAUCGCUUUCCGGCCUGGCAAAAUUGAUGGCGAAGAACUCCUCGGGCGUCGCCUUUCGGCCGGGCACACAUGAUGGCCAAGAGCUCCCUGGCCGUCAAAGUGGCCAUCGAUCGCCUCUCGGCCGGGCAAAGGUGAUGGCUGGCCAAGAGCCUCGCGGCCAUCGCUUUUGUUUCGCUCGAGCGAAAGCGAUUGUGGCUAUCGCUUUCCGGUCGGGCAAGGGUGGUGGCCAAGAACUCCGCGGCCACCACUUUUUGCCAUCGCUUUCCGGUCGGGCAAAAGUGAUGGCCAGAAGCUCCCUGGCCAUCACUUUUCGGCCGGGCAAAGAAAAACAAUGGCGACAACUCCUUGGCCAUCGCUUUAACUUUUGCCCAUCACUUUCCGGAUGGGCAAAAGUGGUGGCCAAGGGCUCUUUCCUUGGCCAUUACUUUUGCCCAGCGCUUCCUUUCCUGUCGGGCAAAAGUGUUGGCCAGUAGUUCCGCUGCCACCGCUUUUCGCCCGGGCAUGCGAAAGUCCUCGGCCAUCACUUCCGGCCAUCGCUUUCCGGUCGGGCAAAAAUGAUGACCAUGAGCUCCCUGCUCAUCCAUUUCCGGUCGGGCAAAAAUGAUGGCCGAGAGCUCCGUGGCCAGCCAUCGACUUUCGCUCGUUGGCCAUCACUUUCGUUCCGGGCGGGCAAAAGUGGUGGCCAAGAGCUCCCUGCGCGGGCCAUCGCUUUUGGCCAUCGCCUUCCGGCACGGUCGGGCGAAAGUGAUGGCCAAGAGCUCCCUGGCCGUCAUUUUCGGCCAUCACUCAGCCACUUUCUUUCUUCCCGCGCGGGCAAAAGUGUUGGCCAAGAGCUCCGCGGCCACCGCUUUCGGGUCGGGUCGCGCAAAAGUAUUUGCCAAGUGCUCCAUGGCCAUCACUUUUGCUCAUCACUUUCCGGUCGGGCAACCGAGCAAGAGUGAUGGCCAAGAGCUUCCAGGCAGUCACCUUUUGCCACCUCUUUCGUUUCGGCCGGGCACGCUUUUGCCUCUCGGCUUCUGGUGCAUGGCAUGGGCGGGGGGGCGCGAGGCAAAACCGCGCGAACAAGCCCCCGGAAGCGUGAGUCUCAUCCCCAUCCAGGGGCGGGGGCUUUCUUUGCGCCGGCCGCCGAAGCCGCCCCAGAAUAAGCUUCGCAACCGGCCCCCUUCGCUUUGCUUGCCGCGUGCGGCUAAAGGGCUGACGGCGGGCCGGCGUCCUGGACGCCGGACCGCAAAAGGCGUUAAAGCGGCGAUGCCGCUAGGGCAAGCGCAGGCGCGGCAACGCGGCUAAAGGGCUGACGGCGGGCCGGUGUCCUGGACGCCGGACCGCAAAAGGCGUUAAAGCGGCGAGGCCGCUAGGGCAAGCGCAGGCGCGGCAACGAUCUUCCUCGGGACAGGCAGCGUUAUAUAUAUUUUUCAACCUUCUAGCCGCAUUCUACUCGACCCCACGCCAAACCUUCUAAACACAUAACCACCUUUAGAAUUAUUUUUAAAUCUACUAGCCCAGCGGGCGUCCUGGACGCCCGCGUCAAGAGGCUAGUAACAAUACGAAAAAUAAAAAGCUACCCAACCCCAAUUCAAGGAAGUACAACCGUUCUUCGUCUAUCACCCACCCAUUCCCCGUUCUCUCGUCCCCUAGCACUACUAGCAGUAAGUAUAUUAAGUAAGUAGCUGCACGACGUCGACGACGACCUCCACCAGCCACUAGUAGCUCCCCUCCACUAAGUAUUGCCCCCUCACCUAACCGGACAAGAAGUUGAUGUUACCUUUUGGAAGAUCCAAGUGAAGUAUCGUUCAAGUUUUUCUUUUUGUGUUUUCGUGUGUGGCAACACGAAUUUAUUUUCUUUGUGUAAUCAAAUCAAAAAUCAAUAUUCAAAAAUCAAAACCCUCAUUUUUGUCUUGCACCCAGGAUGUGCAGGACUUCUCUGACUUAAAUGUCUUCCGCAACUACCGACCAAGAGCUUCAAGGAGCAGGUUUGACUUCUGACGCAUUGGCACCAGAAUCGCCCCAAGCUGCCCCAGGCGGGCAAAACCAAGACGAAAAUAACAGUUCCGGGCAAGAAGAACAGGUGAAUCAAGAACAAGAUCCACAAGCGGGGAACCAAGAAGGAGGUCCUACACCUGGUGCAGAAGGAAGUGCUGAAGGCGAAGCAAGUGGCCCGACUGGUGCUGGUGGUGUCGAGGUUGUAAACGUUCAACUAGAGGAAGCCAACAGCAACAAGAUGGCGGAACCAGUAGCACCCGAAAAGGAGCAAGUAAUGGGCGAAAUGCCCGCUCCACCCGAGGUGGCGGACGACCCCCUGUCCCUGGUCGGCGCGGCGAUUGACAGCGCCGCGCUGAAAGUCGGCCGCGCCUACGGGCGCAUGGCGGUGCAGUUUCCGGUGCUUUGCAUCUCGCUGGGGUGUCUUAUCCCGCUGCUCUUCGCGAUCCCCUUCUUCAUCGCGCUCGGCGACGGCCAGCGCGGCCCCACGCAGAUCGGCAAGGGCUUCGUCUUUCGCGGCGAUUACGAUGUGUUUUCGCCCAGCGAGUCGGACACCAGCAAGAAGUACGACACGAUCAAGCAGCAAAUCACCGGGGGCCGGAUCUCGUAUAAAGAAGCCAUCGGGGACGACACGUGGAAGGGGCGCGAUUACGGCGUGAAAGACUACGAAACGCAGUGCCUGAAGAAAAAUCUCAAAACCGGGAAGUCCGACGGCGACGCGUUCGCCUUCCUGUUCCGGAUGCGCAACAAGCCCACGGGCACCAACGCCGGGCUGUGCGAGACCCCCGCGUUGCAGGAACUCUGGAACUUUGAGCAGUACGUGCAGACCCGGAGGACCAAAAAGGGCAACGCGUGGCGGCCCGACUUCUGCCCCUUCAACACGAAGAUGGACUACAAGACCACCUCGCAGUGGCACCGGGCCGCUUGCGGCACCUACAAGGGAGAACACAUCCACCCGGUGUGCAAGUACUCCGGCAGUGUCUACGUGAGCUCUGCGCUGAAGCGCGGGUGCCAGUGCGCGGAUGCCGGCACCGUUGCUGCAGCGGACGUUUGCAACACUGCAAGAAUGACCGCAGCCUACGGGGUAAGUACGUACUUGAAAUAGACAAUUUAGUUCGCACCACAUUUUUACUUGCUUGUUUUCUCGACGACCCAUCAUUAUGGAUGGUAAUAAAGGACGAGGCGACGAGCCCGAACGCUGAACGAGGAAAAGAAAUGAUAAAUGAUUAUGAUAUCCAACCAGCUUUAUUGCCUCCCCUACCUUCUUAGGUCCGCACCAUUCCCUACUGCCGUGCGGAUCCGUUGUCCGGAUGCAUGGACUUAGUCACUGAGGCGGACGGCCAGGUGACCAGUCAAGCUGCCUGUCUCCAGUCGACGACCCAGGAAGGGGUGCCUUCGGACCAGAUGGACCACCAAUAUUGGUGUGCCACCGACAGCUGGCUGUCCACGAUCGGUUUGGCCAAUCCACUUCUGGGCGAGCUGUCCUGCUCCACGAACGACCCGCGGCACUUCGGCGCCAUGCUGAAUUACACCGCCGCGCCGCUGGUGGGCGUUUGGGACGGCCCCACCCGGCUCGCGCUUUCCAAUUUUCCCGUUCGCACCUUCAUGAGCGGAUACAUGGGCUCUCUGCUGAUGAAGGUCGUACACGAGGACAUCCGCGACGCGUCCGUCCAAGCGGACUGCACAGCCCCGGAUGCAGCGGCGGGCUACACCUCGACCACCUGCCCGGUGCAGCCGAUCAAAGCCAUGUUGCAAGCCCGCGGCGGCCGCCAGCGCAUGCUGCAGGAGGUGGACGAACUCGACGAGGAGGAACGGGCGGCGUUGCGUAUCACAAGAAAAAGCGUUAACGUAUAACGGAAUUUGUGAUGCAGUAACGCAUCAGAAAAGGUGCCCAAAUUUGUAUUGCGUAACAUGCAUGGAAGGCAAAAUUUGUAAUGCAUAACUGCCAUCUAAGAAAUGAAAAGAAAACCGUUAACGUUAACACUUUUUUGUUCGAUAUUGCGAAAGUUGACGACCUACUCGUACGGCAACUUAUCAAUUGUAAAAAUGUCUGGGUCUGGAAGAAUCCAACUUGUCAUGCUGAUUUUGGAUCCUAAAAAAAUCUGUAUUGCAUGAGCAGCAGAGAGAGUCCAAGUUUUGCUACACGGAAAGAGCAUUUGUCAUGCGGUGUAGGCAUGAGGAACCCCUCACAAAAUCUGUCAUGCCAGGGCAUGCAUCACAGACAUCAGGAGUUAUGCAAAAUGUGCAUGACAAACCUGGCAAUCUUCCAGACCCAGACAUUUUUACAUUUGAUGCAACUGCACCGACGACGAAACUGCCCUCGCGGCCAUUAUCGGGAAGCCCAGCACGGUGAACAGCUGCGCGGACGUGACCGCCGCCAUGUGCCUGAUGCGGUCCUACUCGAAGUGCGACGAGGUGGGCAACGCGUGCAAGGCGCGCUGCGAGAGCCUCGCGCCCGGUUUCUGUGCGCAGCUGGAGCCGGCCUUCAUGGUCGGGCAGCAGGACCAGACCCAGUGCAGCACCUACGGCGGCGACGCCGCGCUGCAGACCAAGUGCGCCUACGGGGCGGGGGCCAACACCACCGCGGAGGAGGAGUGCCGCCAGAGCUGCCUGGCCAUCGGGUGCCAGCACACCAAGCUGCAAACCUACCUGGACUUACUGAACAACCGCUACGACCUGGCCGCCGGGGCCGUGUACCUUGCCACCGGCAACCCGGUGAGCGCCAUCAACGCCGCCGGGGCCGGAAAACUCACCCCCGGGUGCCAUUCCUGCGUGGACACCUCGGAGCGGAUCGCUUUCAACUCGGCCGUGCAAACCGUGGGCUGCGACGGCGUCCCGGAGAAGGCGUGCAAGUGCGCCGCGGACGUGGGGGGCUGCACUAUCAAGCCGGAAUUUUUGAACAAGAUGACCGCGGAAAUGUGCCCGCAGACCUGCACCGACCACGCGGACUCGUGCGCCAACCCGGCGGUGCACACGUGGCGCGACGCGACCAAGGACGCCACCAACGCCGCCACGGUGCUGGGCGGCCGGGCCGCCGUGGCCACCUUCCCGACCAAGUGUCAGGGCUGCCUCGCCUACCUGGCUUCCGACCGCAAGUUCGCGCCGUACCGCAUCUCCAAUUGCGAAACCUUCCUCACCCUGGUCCGCCUAUCCCACAGAAAAAAGCGGGCAGAGCAUAUUUGUAAUGCAAAAAUAAAUACACAAAAAAAUCUGCCAUGAUGGGCGGCCUCAUAGCAUGCUAUUAACGAUAUGCAAUACAAAUCUUUUUGUCAGUUUAUUUUUGCAUCACAAAUAUGACCUGCCAGCUUUUUUCUGUGUGAUACCACCUGCGCUCGGAGUGCGAACUGAACCGGAACGAGUUAUGAAUGUGCACAAGAACUCCCCCUCGUCCCCUUCAUUUGUCAUGCAAAGUGCCCAAUUCAUCAGGCUGUGCCUCUUAGCACUGUUUGCAUGACAAGCUCUAGCAGCCCAAAUUAAUAGCACUACAAUCCGGUGCAAUUUUCAUUUUGUCAUGCAAAACCUGCAUUCUCGCUGGCGCUUGUAUUGCCGUUCAUGCCAUACAAAUGAGGGGAAGCGGAGGGGGAGUUGUGCACUGUCAUACGAGUGGCGGCGGGUGUCGAACCGCAACGCACUGUCCCUGGAGGACCGGGAGGAGUGGGUGGAUGAAAUCAUUGAGGAGUACAAGGACAACUACGGCAUCGAGAAGGACGACGACCCGCCGAGCAAGUCCCAGUGGAAGGCUUUGUACGACAGGGGCAUCGAUGUUUUCAUUUUCCACAGCAAGUGGCUGGCGAUGGAGAUCGUCCGCGUGAUCACAAACGAGAUCGGCAACCUGGUGGGGACGUUCUUCCUGAUGAUCUUUUUUCUCAUCUGCGCGAUCGGCAUCCGCUACUCGGCGGAAGGCGGCCCGAACGGCCUGAAGCCCGCCCGCACCGCGGUCGCCGCGCUGGUCGUGAUCCAGCCCAUCCUGGCGGUGCUGUUCUCCUGGGGCAUCGGCGCGAUCGAAAUGUGGGACGCGAUAUCGAAUGCAAAAAUGUCUGGGUCUGGAAGGUUGCAACUUGUGAUGCUGUCUUUAGAAGGUAAAAAAAAUCUGUAUUGCAUGACCAGCAAGAGGAGUUCUUCAGUUUGUGCGACGCGGAGUGGGCGUUUCUCAUGCGGAAUACGCAUCAGAAGGCCCUUUAGAAAUCUGUGAUGCUAGGCCAUGCAUUACAGGCGUCAUGGGUUAUGUAAAAUAUGCAUGGAAGACUUCCAGACCCAGACACUUUUGCACUUGAUACGCGAUGGGAGGGGAUGUGGACAAGGACGGGGAGGACGACGGCGUACUUGCCCUGACCGUGAUGUCACCGCUCGCCAUUCACCUGCUGCUCGCCAUCGUGGUGGACUACGACAUUAUUCUGGUCCGCGCCUACGACCGACUCACACCCAAGCUGAAGUUCGAAGAGCGCAUGGAGCAGGCCGUCGGGUACGCGCAUCGGUCGAUCCUGCUCUCCUGCCUCGCGAUCUUCGUCGGCUACUGUUUCGGGUCCAUCGUCGAGGUGUUGGCGUUGCGCCACUUCUGCUGGCACACGGCGCUGGGCAUGAUCGGCCUUUACAUCACCUUGUUCACCGUUUUCCUCGGGGGGUUCGUCCUCGCAGAGAAGUACGGCGGAGAGCAUUUGCGGUCCGAAGAGACGGGGACGAUAUCGUGUGUGCAAAAGUAUCGUACGUAGUAAAAAUCGCACGACAAAUUACCUCAGCAUGAGAAGCGGAAUUUGUAAUGCGGAUCUACCUCGAGAAAGUAAGGGACUUGCAAUGCGUGAUUGCGAUGUCGUGUACGAGUGCGAUAGUACUUUUGCAGUGCAUAGACGACCACAGCUAGCAACUGGACGGACAAGCAGGUGCAGCAGAACAUGGGAAAAUUGCUAACCACAACCUCCGGAGACGCCAUGUUCAGUAAGAUUGUGAGCAACAAAAUCUGCAUCGCGUUUGUGAUCUGCGUCGAGAUCGCGCUGCUGUGCGUGGGCGCCGUGAUGUUUGAGGACGUCAAGGUCGAGUUUAACGGCAAGGACUAUCUGGACAAGGAAUCCAAGGCCCGGAAGUUCUUGGACCAUCUGGAGGACAUGGGCGGCUACUCGGAUUUCAUCACCGUCUACAUGCCGCCCUCGCACCUGGGCAAAUACCACCAGCAGGCGAAUCGGGACUACUUUCUGGGCGUGAUGAACCAGAUCAAGAACGACCCGAUCAGCAAUCCGGUGGGGGUCCCGGGCGUGUUCUCCUGGCUGGAGGAGUUUGAGGUGCACCACAAGGGGCUGUACGGAAACUUCCUCGCGUCGGAGCCGCUGUCCGCGGCGACGCACUUGGGUUGCAAGGUCUGCCCCAUGAACCUGAUCAUGAACACGGGGAACAAGCGCCUCCCCUUCAUCGCCAACCCGGCCCAGAACAUCGCGCUGCUGAACGGCGCCGCGGGUCCGACGAACACGCUCUUCAUAUCCAGUGCAAAUAUGUCUGGGUCGGGAAACUUGUGAUGCAAGGAAGGGAAUUAUAGUGAGCACACUGCGACGUGCUGCCAAGCAUGACAAGUUUUUCAUCCGUGCUUCUGAGUUGCGUAUCCCGCUUGAGAACCUGCGUUUUUGCAUGACGGCUACGGAGGCUGUUUGUGGCCACGCAAUACAGAGUUAAGGGUCAUGCCAACAUAUCAGCAUGACAAAUCUCAUGAUCUCCCAGACCCAGAUCGAUAUUUGCAUUUGAUACUUCACCGGCACCAGCAAACGGGGGCGGAACAGCUUCCGCUUCACCGGUAUCAACGACGCGUACCUGAACGGGCUCCUCAUACGAGAGUGCACAACAACUUUCCCUCCGCCUCAUUUGUCAUGCAGAUCUCCGAACCCAGCUGCACUGCAACUGCUCCCUUGUGGCACUGCUUGCAUGACAAAUUGUUCCGGGGAGCAAAUGCAAAGCUCAAGCAGUUGUACAACUUCUACAAACGGUGCCUGAACUUGUCAUGCACAGGCUUCAUAUCUGCUGAGGUCUGUAUUGCUGUUCAUGCAAAUGGAAAUAAGUAGAAUACAAAUGAGGAGGAGAGCACGGAGUUGCGCACACUCAUACCUCACCGCCCAGGGCGUGAACACCACCGACACCGCGGCCAAACUGCAGGCGGUUGGGCUCGGGUUCCCGGAGCUGGCGAUGGUCGGGGGCGGGGGCUACGAACUAGCGGAGGUGUACAAUGGGGGCUUCUCCGCGACCGCCCCGGCCAACGCCCUGGACCAGUACCAACUGCUGUACUCGAUGGACCCCGUCAGCCCGCAGUCUAUCAAAUGCAAAAAUGUCUGGGUCUGGGAGAUUGCGAGAUUUGUCAUGCUAGCCUGGCAUGACUCUGAGCUCUGUAUUGCGUGGCCGCGAAGAGCUCCUUCUCCCUGUCAUGCAAAAACGCAGCUUCUCAUGCGGAAUACGCAACUCAGAACCAUGAAAAAAAAUUGUCAUGCUUUGCAGCGCAUUACAGUGAGCUCACUACUCCCUUCCUUGCAUCACAAGUUUCCAGACCCGGACACUUUUGCAAUGCAUACAGUCCGACAUCAGUCAGUUCGCGGACAUGAACGCGCUUCUCGCGCACAUCGCCAACAACGUCACCGUCUCCCCGGUGCCUAACUGGCUGAUCUUUACCAUGCGGGCCUUGAAGGAUGAAAAGUACAACCUGCACAACACCUUCUCAACCGAGAAGCAGAGCUGCCCGGCCUUCACCCAAUCCCACUACGAGAAGCGCACCGCGUACUGGGAAGACAAUCCGCAGAUGUUCUACGAGUACAUGCAUGCCUGGUACGAGGACGUGAAUCAGGACGCGUGCUGCACCUCCCACAUGCCUAUCCUCUGCAAAAGUAUCGUACUCGUACUAAUUGCAGUCAUGCAAGACAAGUGUCUUUUUCAAGCUAAACCAGCAUGAGAAAUUCCAUUUGUCAUGCUAAGCUAAUUUGUGUUGCAAUACUUCUAUCUGAACUUACGACGAGUACGAUACUGUUACAGUUCAUAAUGUCCCCUACCCACGUGCAGCAGAAACCCGACAUUACCAAGCCGCACGUCAGCUACUGGGGCCGCGAGCAGGGGCGCAACAUUGUGUGGGCCAUGCAGGCGCCAGCGAACGGGAACGGGCGCAUGAUCGAGGGCAUGACCUCGUCCACCGUGCGCAUUGCGUGCCGCGCGCCCCUGGAUCCGAAGAAGCGGACCGACGCCAUGAAGCGGAUCAAGGCGAUCAUCGACAACGCGCGGUCCGCCAGACCCGACUUGUGGGGCAGCGAGUCCGAUUCGUUCGUGGUUUCGUCGUUUUUCGAAAACAGCGAGAGGGAUGACGAGAUGCUGGACAAGCUCACCGAGUACUUGUUCGUGGUCACCCUGGCCGUGACGAUUAUGAUGAUGCUUUUCCUGCACCCCUACUACGGUCUGAUGAUUGGGGUCCUCAUGCUCGUGGUCAACGUGCAGAUCGUGGGGCUGCUGUCUGCCUUCGACGUGAAGCUGGAUGUGAUCGUGUUUGCGGUCAUCAUCAUGGCCCUGGGUUUCGAGAUCGAGUACAGCAUCCACAUUGUGCACGCCUUUGCAUACUCGCGAACCACCUCGGGUGGGGGUCUCGCGCGCACGGAGACCGCGGUGCAGGACAUGGGGUUGACGGUCUUCACCGCCUUCCUCUCGACCGCGGUCCAGCAGCUGGUGCUGUUGAUUUUCUCGACCUCGCUCGCCUUCGAAAUCUACCCGGCGAUGGUGAUUCUGGUGGUGGUCAAAUCCGGGCUCGCCGGCUUCGUGUUCGCGCCGGCGUUCUUGGGCUUAUGAAAGUGCUGCACAACUCGUCGGCCCCCUCCCCCUCAUUUGUCUUCAUCAUGCAAAAUACCAAAGCAAAUUUCCACUUUGUUUUUUUGCAACCCCUUGGAAAUGUCAGCAUCACAGAUUCUGGCAGGAGCGAGGAGGAGCCCAAAGACCACUACAAUCCUGUGAAAGUUUUUCAUGAAAGAAAAGCUGCAUUCUUUCUGUCUCUUGCUGACCCUUCUGAUGUUGUUGUUCAUGCAGUAGUACAAAUGUAAAUGAGUUGAGAGGCGGUUGGGACCACGCGGUUGUGCACUCUGAUAGGGCUUGCUCGAUGCCGUGAAGGGGAUGAUUAUGCCGGACAAAGCGGAAAUGAAGGAGCUUGCCGGCGAGGUCGCUGCAGAAGGCGAAGGCGUCGAGAUGGCAGCACCGUGAGAAGCUGGUCGUGCACGACCAAGUGCCGAUAAGAACGGGGGGGGGAUGUGAAGCUUUUCAACCCGGACGAUUGGGAUUGUAUCCCGAGAAAAACGAAAACAAGCUGCUUCACGCACACGUUCUUCUCUGUAAGUCGUGAGUAAGAAACUCAAACUACUAAGAGACUCUUAGAGUGGGGUACGAAAUUCACAGCAAAGGUUACCCGCUCCCUUUUCAGGAAGCAGAAGCACGCUGCAUAGCACAUUUUCUCUUUCAUGCCGCGAGGAUAGAAAGCAAACUUGUCAUGAUGCGCGGUCUACUGCAGAACCAAUCGCCAUAGUGAAUGAAGCAGGAGCUUUUUCCUUUUCGUCCGAUACAGGAACACGAACAACAACAAUUGUCUGCGGUCGGAGGCAGAGGACAAUGCUGUAGCUUGUUUUCGUCUGGUUUGUUUUGUGUGAGUGUUUCAAAGAAAAAAUAGAAGUGUAGGUCUUUUUUAUGCCUCUUCAUCUAUGCAUACCACUAACUAUUGUCAUUGCCCUAUUCAAGUCAUCGAUGAUCAUGAUCUACCUCUACGUAAACGGAUAUAUCGAAAGUGAGAAUCUACUUUAGAAAGGUACUGAGUUCUUUAUUGAGCUUGUUCCACAUCCAGCUUGUUGAUGUGGGUUUUGUAACUGUCUCUGAGUAUCUCUAUCUUCUAAUUAUGUACCAUUACUACAACGAAACUAAAACUAUUGAGUUUGAAUCUGUUUAUUUUUCGUGCGGAAUCUAGUACACUAUUGACAUUGAGUUCGAAUCUGUUUUCCUAGUGGGACGAGUUCGUUACUUCGUUCUUUCCUAGAAUCGGAACUGCAGUCAGACCAAGUUUUGAUGAUGAAAUUAUAGUCUCCAACUUUAGAAGUAUUGAUAUUGAUUUGAAAUUGCGUCUUCAUAAAAAAUAACAACAGGAGAACAUCAUGAACAACAACAAUUUUAAUACUUUCAGUUUUGUUUUUGCAUGAUUAAGUAAACGAAUCCACCACGUAGUUGUAUAUCAAUGCGGAUAUUAGUACCAGCGAAGGCCGCAAGGGUGAAAAAUCUGCUACCUCGUGUAACCAAAAAAAAGUUCUUGUAAGGGACAGACACACCAUAUUGAUGUAGAAAUCCGUACAAUAUUCUUGGAAGUAGAAACAAUUCCUCUACGAAAAAGUGUCACCCGAAAGGUUUAAGGCAGUACAGCUCAGCAAGCGCCAGCUCUUCUUGCCCUUUGUGCAACGAUUUGAUUGCUUGGCUAUUAAGAAUUAUGCUGCAAAAGCGCCUUCUGAUCAAAAAAGCCGAAGUUGUUGAUGGCGCGGAACUUUUUUCCUGGAGUGCUGAAGCCAGCCAACAGCAAAUCGAUCGGAAAGCAAAAUAAGCCCUACUAGGUAAAAAAAAGUAGUAGGUAGAGCAAAGCAC
Molecule: messenger RNA, 13588 nt
Organism: Amoebophrya sp. A120
Lineage: Eukaryota; Dinophyceae; Syndiniales; Amoebophryaceae
Source: the annotation of a GenBank genome assembly